Molecule: messenger RNA, 2667 nt
Organism: Truncatella angustata
Lineage: Eukaryota; Fungi; Ascomycota; Sordariomycetes; Amphisphaeriales; Sporocadaceae
Product: oligopeptide transporter 2
Exons: 4
Coding region: 1-2667 (888 amino acids)
Biological process (GO): transmembrane transport
Molecular function (GO): oligopeptide transmembrane transporter activity
Source: RefSeq, a predicted model, not a curated record
AUGGACUCGAUCGGUGACGUGAAGGUCGUCGAUGUCGACGAGAAGACAGAUUCGCUACCCGACCAAUGGACGCCUCCAAAUGAGUGGCUCUUGCGUCUUGUGGAGGAGUACAGCGGGAGGCAUGGCGGGGAUACCGAAACGUUGCCAGCCGGAUCCAAUGCCAAUCGCGUCGCUGCAGCGGUUUUCACCAUGAACGAGGAGGAGUCGAUCAAGAUACUGAGAUCUAUCAUUAAUGAUCACCAUCAAGACUAUACCUUUGAUCAUGCCCAGAUGCAACGCCUCAAGGAGAUUGUUGAGGGCAAUGAGGCAUGCGAUAUGGAAUACGGGGAAUGGGCUUAUCUAACAUGCAAGACUGCAGGCCUCAUGUACAACUGGUCUCCCUACGCUGAAGUCCGAGCCGUAACCCUGCCAUAUGAUGAUCCGGAGGAGCCUUGCGAGAGUGUUCGGGCUUAUAUACUGGGGUUCUUUUGGGUUUGUGUCUGCACAGCAGUCAACACAUUCUUCGCCCCUCGUCAACCGGGCAUAUCCAUUCCUAACCAGGUGGUACAGUUGCUUCUUGUUCCCAUGGGCCGGGCGAUGGCCUUUGUGAUCCCGGACUGGGGGUUCACCAUUCGCGGCAAGCGCUACACUCUCAAUCCCGGUCCGUGGACGUCGAAAGAACAGCUCUUCGCCACAAUUAUCUUCUCCGGUGCAUCGACAAUUGGCAACUUUACAGGUCUGCUAGUCAUGCGACUGCCCGUGUUCUUCGACCAGAAGUGGGCCAGCUUUGGGUUCGCUAUAUGCCUGGCCCUGGCGAACCAGAUCUAUGGCCUCGGCAUGGCUGGUAUCCUCCGUCGUCUGACGGUUUAUCCUAUUGAGGCGGUCUGGCCCCAGGCGCUCCCCAUUCUGGCACUCAACCGGACCCUCAUCAAUAAUGACAACAAGCGCGAGACCAUCAAUGGUUGGGCCAUUACCCGGUAUAUGUGUUUUGUGAUUUUCGGUGUUGUCUUCCUCGUUUACUACUGGAUCCCAAACCAGUUUUUCACUGCCCUUAGGCUGUUCAAUUGGAUGACCUGGAUAUCACCGGGUAACACGAAUCUCGCAAUUGUCACCGGAUCUUAUGGAGGUAUGGGGUUCAACCCGUUCUCGAGCUGGGACCCCAACAUUUCCGGUUCCCUGGCCAUGAACUCGCCGUUCUUUGCUCAACUCCAACAAUAUGUCAUGCGCGUCGUCGCGGGCAUUCUCAUUCUCAUAAUGUACUACAAGAACGCGUUCUGGUCCGCAUUCAUGCCCAUUAACUCGAAUGGCGCCUUCGACAACCAGAUGCAUGCGUACAACGUGAGUAAGGUGCUCACUGCGGACAACGAGGUCAAUGUCGAAGCCUACAAGGACUACGGCCCACCCUACUACGCGGUUGCUAACCUGUUCGUGACGGGUGCCAACUUUGUGUAUUACACGUUCUCGAUCGUGUACGUUUUCGUCAAAUACUGGGGCGCCCUCAAGAAGGCGUUUGUCGGCAUUGUGGUCAACACCAUCAAACGCCAGUCUGUCUACACCGGCUUCGAGGAUGGAAACGCGCGAAUGAUGCGGCGUUAUAAGGAGGUCCCAGAGUGGUGGUACGGCAUCGUGUUUGCGUUUGGAUUUGUCAUAUCUAUUGUUGCGGUGACUGCGUGGCCAACACAGACACCGUGGUAUUCGAUUCUCGCCAUCACCGGUAUCGGUGGCUUACUGACAAUUCCCUGGGUCAUCAUUGAAUCGAUUGCAGCGACUGGUAUCUCGCUAAAUGUGAUCUGGCAGGUGCUCCCUGGUCUUUGGUGGCCCGGACGGCCCAUGCCACAACUGGUCAUCCUGAUGCUUGGCGGCGCCUUCGAGCAGAUGGCCGGCGGUUUCACGCAAGAUCUCAAAUACGCUCACUAUGCCAAACUUCCUCCUCGAGCAGUAUUCCGGGGUCAUGUGGCAUCAUGUAUCGUCAACUGCUUCAUCUACUGCGCCAUUCUCGAGGUCAUGAUGAUCUACUUUAACGAGGACAACACCCUAUGUCAGUGGGAUAACAAGGAGCACAUGGUCUGCAACUACGCGAACUCGGUCUACUCCUCUGUCAUAUUUUUCGGGGCGUUUGGUACGAACAACAUGUUCAGGCUGUAUCCGGGCCUACCUUGGUGCUUCCUGAUCGGCGCAGUGCUCGGUGCAGUAUGGGUGCUUGGUGAGAAGGUGGCGCCCCGUAUCCGCCGAAAUGUCCAGGGGCGAAUGGAGGAGAAGCAGUUCUCCUCGUUCGACAGGUAUGUGUGGAAGCCGACGGCCAGCGUCCUCGCCUGUAUCAACCCCGCAGUGGCCCUAUCAGGGGCCCUGAACUGGGCAGGAAACACCAACCUGACGUACGCGACGCUGGGCAUCUACAUUGCCUGGUAUUUCCAAUUCUACCUCAAGCGUCGCUAUACUGCGUGGUGGGGCAAGUACGCGUACCUGAUUUUCGCGGGCCUCAGCGUCGGUAUCGCCAUCUCGGGUCUGAUAGUCACGCUGGUCUUCAGCUUUGGUGCAGGCCAAAACGCGUCGUUCAGCUGGUGGGGUAACGACGUUGCCACACGGGGCGUCGACUACCAGCUGUACAACAAUAAUGCAUCGCUGUUGCCUCUGCCGGGCUCGGGCUACUUUGGCCUGUCUCCCAACCAAUACCCACUCAAUUGGUAG